Molecule: messenger RNA, 4077 nt
Organism: Sparassis crispa
Lineage: Eukaryota; Fungi; Basidiomycota; Agaricomycetes; Polyporales; Sparassidaceae
Exons: 3
Coding region: 1-4077 (1358 amino acids)
Biological process (GO): mitochondrial DNA replication
Cellular component (GO): gamma DNA polymerase complex; mitochondrion
Molecular function (GO): 3'-5' exonuclease activity; DNA-directed DNA polymerase activity; DNA binding
Source: RefSeq, a predicted model, not a curated record
AUGCUACCAAAACUCUCCAAAACUUCGCAGCAUCCACGACUAUUCCAUUCCACCCAACACAAAUAUGCUCUGCGGCAGAAGCAGUUGCCGAAGAAACAAAAUGUGCCCCCGCGCAACCCGAUGCGACCGACAGCGGCAGGAGAUCCCAAGACACAGGCACCAGUACAGGCACGAGAGCAAAGAGAGGAGGGACCUAUAUCGCACGUUAAACGGAACGAGCUCGGUGUGCAGCUCUUAUCUCGCAAGCUGCACGAGCAGAUAUUCCGCAACGUCUCUUUCCCUGCGCCCAACAAAAAAUAUGUGGAGAUCGCCCAGGAGCAUCUCCGCAUGCAUGGUCUUGACCCGUCUCAAGGCGUCGUCCUGCCCGACACGUCUUUCGUCCUUCCGCCUCUGCAAGGCCGUACUCUCGACCAGCAUUUCUACAGCAUCGGUGCCAGCGCGGCGCAACCCUGGCUCAGGAUGGCGAACGAACUUGCGGGUGCGGAGUUGCCGCCGAGACCAGAGCAGUGGGAUAUCCAGGCAGGCUGGACCAAGUACGAAUAUUUCUCUGACGGCUCAAGCUGCAGUUCGCAUGUCGAGUUUCCCAUGCAUGAAGGUCGGCCGGAGCAGAUGCUCGUCUUCGACGUGGAGACCAUGCCGGAGUACAGUCCUUACGCAGUCAUGGCGUGUGCAGCGUCCAAAAAUGGGUGGUAUUCAUGGAUUUCACCGUGGCUAUUGGACCAGACGGAAGAAGUCAGGAACCUGAUACCUAUUGGCGAUUCCACGGUACCACGCGUAGUCGUGGGCCAUAAUGUCUCAUACGAUCGUGGCAGGAUACUGGAAGAAUAUAGUAUCGACCCUACUGGGACACGGUUUCUGGACACGAUGGCGCUUCAUGUCGCCAUCAAGGGAAUAUCGUCUCACCAGCGCCCUGCGUGGAACCAGUACCGCAAGUCGAGGGAGAAGGAACAGGAGCGGAAAGAAGAGGCGGUAGACGCUGUCAUGGAACUCAUGCGAGAAGGGGAAGAGAAGAUGCAAGAGGAGCAAGACUCCACGAAAAAGGAAGAGCUUCAGCGGCUACUCCAUGAAAUGGAGGAAAGCCUGCCCCUACUACAGGCAGUAGACUUUCUAGACACGGAAGAGGAGGAGAUCUCGACCAAGCGUUGGGAAGACCUUACAUCCGCUAAUUCGCUCGCGGACGUCGCCAAGCUGCAUUGCGGCAUUAUCAUGGACAAGGAGGCGCGUAACGACUUCAUGAAGUGUACUCCGGCCGAAAUAUUGGAGAACGUACAGGACUAUCUAAACUAUUGCUCCAACGACGUUGCUGUCACGCACGCCGUAUUCUCCAAGACCCUUCCUGCAUUUCUCACCGCAUGUCCCAGUCCGGUGUCCUUCGCCGGUAUCCUAACCAUGGGUUCAAGCUUACUGACCGUCAAUGAAGAGUGGGAAAAUUAUCUAGCAAAUGCCGAGCGGACAUACAAGGAGCUGGAGGACAAGGUCAAACAGCGUCUGCUGGAUCUCGCGCACGAAGCGAAGAACAUGAUGGAGGGCGAACGGUGGCGAGACGAUAUCUGGUUAAGUCAGUUGGACUGGACCCCGAAGGUCGCAGGAAAAUCGAGAGGCGUCCUCCCCGACGAAAGCGCCGCCACCGCGAGCCCUGCCGAGACCGCACCAGUAGAGCCGACGAUGUCGGAGAUUACAGAACUGGUUCACUCAGACCAUAUCCCAGCAUGGUAUCAGGAAUUGCUCACACUAGGUCCUCUCGAUAGAAUCGUUAUCAACCGCAUCCUGCCUUUGCUUUUGAAACUUUCCUUCGACGGCUACACACUACAUCGUUCCACCACCGAGGGAUGGCACUACGUGCGGGAUGGCCAGCCCAUGCGUUUGCCGACAGCAAAGUCGAAGGUGCUCACUGUUCUAGGAGGAUCGCAUGGCGUGCCGAAUUUGCAGUCCAACCGCUUGACGUCUAUCGAUAGGGACCUGGCGAUGAACAUCUCGACCGGCGACACCUCGUCUGAUGUCGCGAAGCGAGUCCUCGAUCUCGCGAAGCGGACAGCAGAACUGGAGCCAUCGCAGGCGGUGCAGGACUCUUGGCUGCAACAGCUCAACUGGAAAAUGAUGUCCCAUUCCCUUGAUCCCUCCGGUCAGCCUGCCGCCCCAAAGAAAGCGAAGUUAUCUACGAAGCCGAAGCCGAAGCCGAAGCCCCCACCCACGCUCUGGCCGAAAUGGUAUUGGGAUCUCGCAAGACCCAAAAAGGACGCUCUGCCCGGAAGCCUUGACUUGACCGUUCGUAACCGUCUUGCACCGUUGUUACUGCGACUUUCCUGGCAAGGCUGGCCGCUAGUUCACUCCCGUCAGCAUGGUUGGACGUUCCGUGUGCCCCUCAGCGAAGGCUUUGAGACCCGCACGAAAGCGCUGGAGUUUGCAGAUUCUGCGGACGGCACGCUGCACGAUGCGAGUGCGCGAGGAGAGUAUGUGUUCUACAAGCUGCCGCACAAAGACGGGGAUAAGGCGAACGUAGGAAACCCGCUGGGGAAGACGUUCAUCAAGUAUGCGCAGGACGGCACGCUCAGGAGUCCCGGCGACGAAGCGAAGGACGCGCUCGACAUGAACGCUCAGUGCAGCUACUGGAUCAGUGCACGAGACCGCGUGCUGAACCAGAUGGUUGUCUGGCAGGACGAGCGCGUCAACGUCGGCGUCGCGCAGCCUCAGGAUCCUUCGAAAAAGUGGGGCAUCAUCCUGCCUCAGGUCAUAACCAUGGGCGCCGUGACCCGCCGCGCGAUUGAGAAGACAUGGCUAACGGCCAGCAACGCCAAGGCGAACCGGGUGGGGUCCGAGCUCAAGGCGAUGGUGCGCGCGCCAGAGGGGUACGCGAUCGUGGGUGCCGACGUUGAUUCGGAGGAACUGUGGAUCUCCAGCGUCAUGGGCGAUGCACAGUUCGGCCUGCACGGCGCGACGGCGAUCGGAUGGAUGACACUCGAGGGCACCAAGGCGGCGGGGACCGAUCUGCAUUCCAAGACCGCGAGCAUCUUGGGCAUCUCGCGUGAUCAGGCCAAGGUGUUCAACUACUCGCGGAUCUACGGGGCGGGCAUGCGUCAUGCCCAGCUGUUGUUACUGCAGUCCAACGCUGGGAUGCUGCCCGAGCAGGCUCAGAAGCUCGCGCAAAACCUGUACGCGUCGACAAAGGGCAGGAACACGCACCGCCCCGACUUGUUCGGGCGCAAGUUCUGGUACGGUGGCUCAGAGAGCUUCGUGUUCAACAAGCUCGAAGAGAUCGCGCUGUCGGACCAGCCGCAAACUCCCGCACUCGGGUGUGGAAUUACGUACGCGCUGUCAAAGGAGUACCUGCCUGCUACCUUCGGCGCGGACUACAUGCCCUCGCGUAUCAACUGGGUGGUGCAGUCCUCCGGCGUGGACUAUCUGCAUCUCCUCAUUGUCGCAAUGGAGCAUCUCAUCACCAAAUACAACAUCCACGCGCGCUAUCUCAUUUCCGUGCACGAUGAAUUGCGCUACUUGGUGAAGGAGGAGGAUCGGUACAGAGCUGCGCUGGCACUGCAGAUUGCGAAUCUAUGGACUCGCAGCCUGUUUGCGUUCAGGUUGGGCAUGGACGACCUACCUCAGGGUGUUGCCUUCUUCUCCGCAGUGGAUAUCGACAAAGUGUUGCGUAAAGAGGUGGACAUGCCCUGUGUGACGCCAUCGCAGCCGGUCCCUAUUCCACCAGGCGAGAGCCUCGACAUCGCGAAAGUGCUGCAAAAGACGAACGGCGGUUCGCUGUGGCCGGACGGUGCGCCGAUGUCGGAGGACGACAAGAUUACCAGUGGGGGCAGUUUUGUCGACUAUCGCAAUCCGGACUGCUUGAAGUAUCGCGCAGACAGUGUCGCCUGGCUGCAGGCUCAGGCGACGUCGGACUUCGAGGAGAUCAAAAUUCUGGCUCAGCAGUAUACUGGCCAGAAGGGCAGAGGGGGGAAGAAAAGCAAAUUUACUAAUGCCAACGGGCUCAACCGCCUGAAGAAGGUGCGGGCUCUGGGUGAUGGGGAUGGUGUUGACUGGACGAACACCAUCGAGCAGUUGCUGAAGUCUCUGGAUAUUCAUCCGUGA